Molecule: messenger RNA, 839 nt
Organism: Phalaenopsis equestris
Lineage: Eukaryota; Viridiplantae; Streptophyta; Magnoliopsida; Asparagales; Orchidaceae
Product: gamma-glutamyl peptidase 3-like
Exons: 6
Coding region: 199-816 (205 amino acids)
Cellular component (GO): cytosol
Source: RefSeq, a predicted model, not a curated record
CUUGUUUUAGGCAGUGAAGGACGCGGUCUCUCACAUCAAGCGUUGAAGUCAUGUGAACUUAUUGGCAUUCCAAUGGCAGUAACUGAUAGAGUUAAAUACUGAAGCCAUGGAAUCCCUACUGAGGUUUGGUUAUCUGCAGUCUUGCUCAAGUUGAAAAGCUAAUUGUUGAAGGAGGAAGGUGAAGAAUGGAAUGUCUACAUGGCUGAGAAGGGGGAGUUUCCGGCCGGCAGCGAUGUCGACGGUUACGACGGGUUUGUUAUCAGUGGAAGCAGCAGCGACGCGCAUGGGGAAGAAGAAUGGAUCAAGAGUUUGGUAGAGUUGGUGAGAGUACUUGAUGCUCGGAAGAAGAAGGUUUUAGGGGUUUGCUUUGGUCAUCAGAUAAUUGGGAGAGCAUUAGGAGGCAAGACAGGAAGAGCAGCCAAAGGAUGGGAUAUAGGGGUGACUUCCAUUAAUCCCUCUUCUAACUUGAGCAAGUUUUUCUCUCCACUCGAAGCCCCCUCUCAACUUUCCGUGAUUGAGUGCCACCGCGACGAGGUGUGGGAGUUGCCGCCGUCCGUCGAAGUAUUAGCUCGAUCAGAUAGGACGGAAAUUGAGAUGUUCAAAUUCGACGAUCAUAUCAUGGGAAUUCAAGGUCAUCCCGAGUACACCAAAGAUGUCCUUUUGCACCUCAUCGGUCGCCUUCUUGAUCUCAAUCUCAUUCAGAGAGAGCAUGCUGAAAAUGUGAAGAAGGAAUUGAAUGAGAGAGAGCCAGAUAGGGAAGCUUGGGAGAAGCUGUGCAGAGGGUUCUUGAAGGGGAAGUUAGAGAUGAACCAAUGAACAAAGUUGUAAUUUAGGAGAAG